AUCAACAACUAAGUUAGCUUGUCGGCUAGCUGGGAACUUCUGACAUGGCGUCGUCAGUGGCGACAGAACCAGCGUUAUGCCCAGGUUCAGCACCAGCCGCAGAGUCCAUAGUGCCGGCUUGUAUGUUUGCUCCGGACCGGGGAUGUGCCGAGGAUCCAUCCGGCGGAGAGGGCUUUGAAGACGGCGAGGGUACAAACGGAGAGUCCGCGGAUCAUUUAGAUUUAAGCAGCAAGCUGGUCCUUGUGAGUCCAACGGGGGAACAGUAUGAUUCAUUACUACGACAUUUAAGGGAGCGGAUAGACGAAGGCUGCGGAGAGACAAUCUAUGUUGUUGGCAUGGGCUCAGAUGGAGGUGACUAUGGUCUGGAUGAGAAGGACAUGGAGGCAUCGGUAGCAACCGUGCGCUCGCUGUGUGAACAGAUUGAGGCUGACCUAAUCCUGCUGAGAGAAAGGACUGACACUGGCGGAAAGAUCCGGGACUACCUCAUCCGCCGGCGCGUGGGCGAGCAGGAUUUCCUGGAAGUCAGAGUGGCAGUUGUGGGGAAUGUAGACGCUGGAAAGAGCACCCUGCUGGGGGUGUUGACCCACGGCGAGCUGGACAACGGCAGAGGUUUCGCUCGCCAGAAGCUCUUCAGACACAAACAUGAAAUGGAAAGCGGCAGGACGAGCAGCGUGGGCAAUGAUAUCCUGGGCUUUGACCAGGAAGGACAGGUGGUAAACAAGCCAGACAGCCAUGGGGGAGGCCUCGAUUGGACCAAGAUCUGUGAGAAAUCCUCAAAGGUCAUCACCUUCAUUGACUUGGCUGGCCAUGAGAAAUAUCUGAAGACCACGGUCUUCGGCAUGACCGGACACUUACCGGAUUUCUGCAUGCUCAUGGUCGGCAGUAACGCUGGCAUCGUUGGCAUGACCAAAGAGCAUCUGGGUCUGGCCUUGGCCCUGAAUGUGCCAGUGUUCGUAGUGGUUACCAAGAUAGACAUGUGUCCAGCUAACAUCCUGCAAGAGACGCUAAAAUUAUUACAACGGUUAUUAAAGUCACCGGGCUGCAGGAAAAUCCCAGUUCUUGUCCAAAACAAGGAUGAUGUCAUCGUCACAGCCUCCAACUUCAGCUCGGAGAGGAUGUGUCCAAUUUUCCAGAUCUCAAAUGUGACGGGGGAGAACAUGGACCUGUUGAAGAUGUUCUUGAACCUGCUCUCCUCUAGGACCACCUUUAGCAACGACGAGCCUGCGGAGUUCCAAAUAGACGACACAUACUCAGUACCGGGUGUGGGCACAGUAGUUUCAGGCACUACGUUACGGGGAAUGAUACGACUCAACGACACGCUGCUCUUAGGCCCGGAUCCCCUCGGGACCUUCAUCCCCAUCGCCGUCAAGUCCAUCCACCGCAAGAGGAUGCCUGUCAGGGAGGUUCGCGGCGGACAGACGGCAUCCUUUGCCCUCAAAAAGAUCAAACGAUCAUCUAUAAGGAAAGGAAUGGUGAUGGUUUCCCCAAAGUUGAUGCCACAGGCCACCUGGGAAUUUGAGGCGGAGAUUUUGGUGCUACACCAUCCGACCACGAUAUCCCCGAGAUACCAGGCCAUGGUCCACUGUGGCAGCAUCAGGCAGACAGCCACGAUCCUGACGAUGAACAAAGACUGUCUGAGGACAGGGGACAAGGCCACAGUCCACUUCCGCUUCAUCAAGACCCCCGAGUACCUGCACUGUGACCAGAAGCUGGUGUUCAGGGAAGGACGUACUAAAGCUGUCGGCACCAUCACCAAGCUUCUCCAAGCGGUGAACACUCUGGCUGCUAAGGCCCAGCAGUCCAAGAGUCAGGCCAGUAAGAAGACUUCUAAAGAGGCCACAACAGCCAGUGAGGAGGCUGGAUCGACAGCACGGCCGCCUAGUCCCAACACAGCACAGUUACCACUUAAGUCGGGAGGUGGAGGACGCAGGAGAGGCGGUCAGAGACAUCGAGGGAAAGGCCUGAACGCUGCGACAAUCUCUACAGCCGUGCCCGCGGGAGCAGCAGGAACCGCCUGAAAGCACAACCUCAGCCCGUUAUCAUCCUCUCUCUGCAGGGAGGAACAGUGACUGCGCUGCCCUGCUGGUUGUCUGUCCCGUCAACACGUGUCUUUAACAUAAAAUGAUUAACAAUUUUGAAUCGGGAGCGAAUAAUUUUUCACCCUGAGUCAGUUUACAGCAUUAUUGGUGUAAUUACUGGUGGGCUGCAGAGGAGGGUUGUUUCGAUUUGGUUUGAGUUUUACUUGCAUUAACAAUUUUUUGCAAUUUGUAGGUUACAUUAUAUGCGACGCUUUCUAUUUUAAUACAAAUGUUUCAGGGGUGUUCAUCUUGUUUGUAGUUCAUCAGAACUUCCAGCAGAGGCAUCAGUCACUUUCCCGGCCCCUGUCUUCAGCAUUUUGUUUUCUUCCUAUUCAUAAACUUCUUUUCCUGAUUCCUUACAUGUUCUCCUCCACCUGACUGUCAUUAACACGCCGAAAUUCAGUUGUUUUAAAAGCUCCUCGUCACGGACACUGGCAGUAUAAAUUUGGACAUUUUGGAAUCGAUUGAACUGAAAGGGAAUGCCUCUAAAAAAAGCACGGAUCGGAUGGAGCUGGUAUGUUUGUUCACUCCACCACUGGUUCUGGGUGGCAGCUGCAGUGGUUCCCCUGCCGAAGGUCUUUUUGAUACGAUAGAAAUGGUGUUGAUUAUGUAAAUGUUGUGGCCAUUUAACAGAACAAGUUCUGUUCUCGCCGUGAAGUUGUUACGACUCACUUGUCAUGAAGUACCCGAAGAACACAACAGUUUCUGUAAUCCUGCAAAAGAAAGGUCAUUUUAUUGAUUUUAUACUGAACUGUUUCUCUAAGAGUUCCUGUUUUACUACAUCGGGUUCAUGCAGCCAACUGAGAAAAGCUCUGAACAGUCCUUCCUUUUUUUUCUUUUUUUUUCUCUCCCCCUCACACAAGUACUGUCUAGCGGCCAAGUGGCUUUUGUCGUGUUUUAAUCGGGUUCAGGUCCUUUUGAACUUGUUUACUCUGUUUACUGGGAAAGAAGCCAAGCAGGCAGAGAGCGCUGAGCACAGUUCUUCCAUUUAAUCCAGUGCGAUAACCAAAUAAUCCAAAAGCUGAAUGCACAAAAAAACAUUGCCUACUAUUUUGAUAAAUUAAAAAAGUCACAUGUUAUCAAAAAGCCAAGAAAGAACAGGAAGUUUGGUUGCACUUUUACAAUUUUAAAGCAACAAAUUCCUUUCAUAUGACCAGAGAUUUAAUAUUUUUUCUACGGAUGUUUCUAUACGAUUCAGUUUUUGCUCAACACUAACACGACCUGGCCAGUUAAUACUGCAGAUCAUCUCAUAACAUAAACCAACGAUCACAUCAAACUAAUGCGAGCUACAGAAAACCUUAUGUUAGCUACAUGUUGGUUUUAUCGAGUUGUUUUUUUCUUCCAGUCUCACAUUCAAAACCCACGAACGCUGGUCCGUCUCUUUAGGGCUACACCCAUUUUCAUCCCAAGGAUCCUAAAACUGAACUGCCAAAAUAUUUCUCCCCCCUCCUCCCUUUCAACUUUACCAAUCGUGCAUGGGUUUAUUUUUGAAGAGACAUGCUCUGUGUGUAUAUACAAACAUGCAAGUUGUGCAGAAGAACUAAAAAAAAGAAGAAGAUGCCAUUUAAAUUAAGUGGUGCCAGUUUGUGUUGUAAAUCCUUUUAAAUAAAGAUGUUCUAGAAAAC
Molecule: messenger RNA, 3703 nt
Organism: Stegastes partitus (bicolor damselfish)
Lineage: Eukaryota; Metazoa; Chordata; Actinopteri; Pomacentridae
Product: GTP-binding protein 1-like
Exons: 14
Coding region: 45-2018 (657 amino acids)
Biological process (GO): translational elongation
Molecular function (GO): GTP binding; GTPase activity; translation elongation factor activity
Source: RefSeq, a predicted model, not a curated record